Aspergillus melleus is the source of this 2136-nucleotide messenger RNA. RefSeq names its product putative pyruvate dehydrogenase complex, dihydrolipoamide acetyltransferase component. The transcript has 4 exons. Gene Ontology annotation, molecular function: dihydrolipoyllysine-residue acetyltransferase activity. Gene Ontology annotation, biological process: pyruvate decarboxylation to acetyl-CoA. The coding region runs from base 273 to 1730 and encodes 485 amino acids. The record is from RefSeq and is a predicted model, not a curated record. Gene Ontology annotation, cellular component: pyruvate dehydrogenase complex. NCBI's taxonomy places the organism in Eukaryota, Fungi, Ascomycota, Eurotiomycetes, Eurotiales, Aspergillaceae.
CGCGGGCGACGACAAAUCUACGGCGGUCGGCAGGGACCGGAGACGCCAGGUCGGCUUACGUAAAUGGGACUACGGCGGCAGCCGGCGAGUCUAUUCCGAUCGCUCACCGGGAAGCUCAACAGAAAAGUUCCUUAGAGCUGCAAUCCUCAACUCUUUAUGAUACCGGGCCCCGUCCACCUGCCACCGUCAUUCCAUCCCCUUCUCAUCUCCUCUCCACUCUUGAUUGAGCCGCGGGCCUUCUCCCUGUAUCAUAAUCACAGCAUUUAGGCACCAUGGUUGCCUCUGCUGUCCGGAUGCGCACCCCCAGCGCCAUGUUCCUCUCCAAAGGCGCCUCCUGCCUGAAGAGGCCGCAGGCCAUGCACAGAUUCAAGGAGACUCUCCAACCUCAAUUGCCUGCCUUCUCCGCCCUUUCCCGAUACUAUGCCUCGAAGUCCUUCCCUCCCCACACUAUCAUCAGCAUGCCCGCUCUGUCGCCGACGAUGUUGGCCGGAAACAUCGGCGCAUGGCAAAAGAAGGCCGGUGACGGUCUGCAGCCCGGUGAUGUCCUGGUGGAAAUCGAGACCGAUAAGGCACAGAUGGACUUCGAGUUCCAGGAGGAGGGUGUUCUCGCCAAGGUCUUGAAGGAAACUGGUGAGAAGGAGGUUCCCGUUGGCUCGCCUAUCGCCGUUCUGGUUGAAGAGGGUGCCGAUGUUUCCCAAUUCGAGUCGUUCACCCUGGAAGAUGCUGGUGGCGACAAGUCCGCCGCGCCCGCUCAGGAGAGCAAGGAAGAGUCCAAGGGCGAUGCCGCCCCCACGCCCUCGACAUCGGAGUCCGAACCCGCUGCUCAGGAGCCCGAGACUUCGGGUGAGAAGCUCCAGCCCAGUCUGGAUCGUGAGCCCGCCAUCAGCCCUGCCGCCAAGGCGUUGGCUCUCGAGAAGGGUGUCUCUAUCAAGGCUCUCAAGGGUACCGGCCGUGGUGGCCAGAUCACCAAGGAGGAUGUCGAGAAGUUCAAGCCCAGCGCUUCCGCCGCUGCCGGUCCCACCUACGAGGACGUUCCUCUCACCUCGAUGCGCAAGACCAUUGCCAACCGCCUCCAGCAGUCCAUGCGCGAGAACCCUCACUACUUCGUCUCGACCACUCUGUCGGUCAGCAAGCUUCUGAAGCUCCGCCAGGCCCUGAACGCCUCCGCGGAUGGCAAGUACAAGCUUUCGGUCAACGACUUCCUCGUCAAGGCCUGCGCCGCCGCUCUCCUGAAGGUCCCCGCUGUCAACUCCAGCUGGCACGAGGAGAACGGUCAGGUCGUCAUCCGUCAGCACAAGACCGCUGACAUCAGCGUUGCCGUGGCCACUCCCAACGGACUGAUCACCCCCGUCGUCAAGAACGUGCAGAACCUUGGUUUGUCCAACAUCUCGAACCAGAUCAAGGACCUCGGCAAGCGUGCUCGUGACAACAAGCUCAAGCCCGAGGAGUACCAGGGCGGUACCUUCACCAUCAGCAACAUGGGCAUGAACGCCGCCGUCGAGCGCUUCACCGCCGUCAUCAACCCCCCUCAGGCCGGUAUCCUGGCCGUCGGUACCACUCGCAAGGUCGCCGUCCCCGUCGAGACCGAGGAGGGUACCUCCGUCGAGUGGGAUGACCAGAUCAUCGUCACUGGUAGCUUCGACCACAAGGUUGUCGACGGUGCUGUCGGAGGUGAAUGGAUCAAGGAGCUGAAGAAGAUCGUCGAGAACCCCUUGGAUCUCCUUUUGUAAGCGCGUUUGCGGCUGAUUUGGAAUUCCAUUCGGGGUUCCGUGGUCUUUUGGAGGAUUUGUUUUAAUAUGUAUUAAAAAUCAGCUUAGUUUUUGCCCCUUUUGGGUCAUCAGAGACCCUUUUUAAAGUACAGUUCAUAAGAUCUCAAUUCUAUCUCCUAUGUUUGUUGAAUGUCUUUGGCGUAGUCCUUCUACUCAUGUUACAUCUGUAGUUCUAUACAGUAAACCCAAAGUUAAGAAUCCACUUCGAAGCUUAAAAGGCCCAGGCGAUCCCGGAGGUGCGUGGCUGCUGGCCGGGGCUUGGCAGUGUCCGCGCAUGAGCCCACUCUAUGACGUGAUGUCAUACUUCCAUUCCCUGGAAGGCCCGCGUAUAAAGGCCGAUGCCACCCAUUCCCAAAACUCUCUUCUC